CCCCGCCCACUGCCCGCCUCGCACUCCUAUUGCAGGAGGGAGGCGGGGCGCGCGCGCCGCGGAGCGGCGCGAUUGGCUGAGGGGCGUGUCGGGGGCGGGGCCUCAUCUCCCCUCCGUGCCCGCCGGCGGGAGGGAGCGGCUGCGGCGCGCGCGGGGCCGCCAUGAGGUAGGCAGGAGCCCCCCGUGGCCGAGUGAGGCAGCAUGGCAACCUGUGCAGAGGCUGCGUGCAGCGUGUGCUGGGAGCUCAAGGAGCAUGGCAGUAGUGAGUGGAGAGACACAGAGAUCUGUCUGGGAUCUCAGGAUUUGCUCGGAGUGUCGCCGGAGCCAGCGGUGAAGGUGGAGGCAGUGUCCGUGCUGAGGAGGAGGACCCCAGGGAUGACAGUGUUCUUGGGGGCCAGGAAUGCCCACUCGGUCCUGAAACGCUUUCCCAGAGCCAAUGGCUUCCUGGAGGAGAUCCGUCAGGGCACCAUCGAGCGGGAGUGCAUCGAGGAGGUCUGCAGCUAUGAGGAGGUCAAGGAGGUGUUUGAGAACAAGGAGAAGACGAUGGAGUUUUGGAAGGGCUACACCAACUCCGUCUACUCUGUCAAGGACCCUGGGCACAGCACGGAGCGCUCUGACGCCAUGUAUGUGGUGGUGCCCCUGCUGGGAGUGGCCCUUCUGAUAGUCAUCGCCCUCUUCAUCAUCUGGAGGUGCCAGCUUCAAAAGGCCACCCGCCACCGCCCUUCCUACGCCCAGAACCGGUACCUGGCCAGCCGGACGGGACGCAGCCUGCCCAGGGUCAUGGUGUACCGGGAGCGCUCCCAGAGCCAGGGGGAAACCCAGUACCAGCGGGAAGCCAGCAACCGGGGGGCUGGAGACGGCAGAGCUGGGGGCACCCCCCCCCAGCAAGACAACACCCUCUGCCUGCCAGAGCACUCGGUCUCCAUCCUCUCCAGACUGUCCAGUGCCACCCCCCCGCCUUCCUACGAGGAGGUGACGGGCCACCCGGAGAGCAGCAGUGGGGAGGAGACCAGCGUCUCCUACAAUGACCCGCCGCCCAAGUACGAAGAGAUCGUGGCCACUGCCCCUGCCACGGGCAAAUAGCGGGUCUGCCUCCCUCCUGCCUCUUCACACACUCACACCCACCCACCCGCCCUCCCUUCGCCGUGCCUGGGACCCCUCCCGGUGUCCGUCGGGCCCCCGCCUCACCUGUACAAGCUGGUGCCAUCACACAAUAGCCUUACCCUCCUAACCAAAAAUAGCUGUCCCCAGGUGGGGUGAGGCCGGGCUGUGGGGGUGGCUCUGGAGCCAGCCAGCCAUCUCCUGCCCCUCACUCCCCACUCACGUAAGUGCUGUAGCAGCCAGAGCCGAGCAGCAGCUUGUUCCUGGCUCAACGCGGGGGUCUCCCCAUGGUGCAUUUGAUUCCUUCACUUCCCCCUCGAGUAGACAUAACAUUUCCCAUGAUUAGAACAGCCUCGCUGCCUCCCUGGGCUGCUGCCCAGCCUUGCCCCAUGUCCCCACUGGGCCCUGUUCUGCUCAGGGCUCUGAUUAGGAGUUGGGGAUGCAGGAUUGGUGUGGCAAACCUCUGUCCAUCCUCACAGUUGGUGUCCACGCUCUCUGUUUGGGGAGAUGGUUCUUCCCCUGUGUGGAUUUGUUGCCAAGUGGGAGUGGGGAGCCCAGUCCAUACUCUGGUGCCUGUAGCAAUAUUUGCUGUCUGGAGAUCAGGGAGGAGCAGUAAGGAAGGUGUUCUCCUAGAUCCCUUUGAAAAGGGGGAAAGGCUCACGGUGGUCUUGUACCUGAGGUAAGUGGCUUUGGAGCAGCAGAGUCUUUUCCUGAUGCUCUCUGCUUUCCCCCUCUGGGUUGCUGGGCAGCUGGAGGUCUGGCUGUGGCAGAGCUGGCCAAGAGGGUCAUCUCUGAUCCCAAGCCAAACAUGGUCCCAUGGCUUUAAGUGGCGAGGAUGCUCCUUUCUCCUGGAGCGUGGCCUGCCUGGUGUCUUCCCCAGAGGUGGGAUUCUGGCACAGGGAGCCUGCGGACAGGCCAAACCUCCCCUCUCCCUACCCCAAUCCGCCCUGUCUGACCCCUCUCUUUGGGGUUCUUUCUCCUUCAGAUCAGGUAAAGGGGAAUGUGAGUACCCACUCUCCUGGCUCCUCUGGUGGGCAGAGUGCUCGGUGGCCGGGGCUGUGGAUGGGGGGCUUGCUGACAGGGAUGGGAGCCAUGAGACCAUGCCUCAACCUGGCCAUGCCAGGUGGGAGCAGGGCCAAGCCCUGCCUGGGUGAUUGUGGAGCCAGGGCAAGGCAGAGCCGGGUGCUUUGCUGUGGGACCAGAGUAUCCCUUUUUGCUGGGCAGCUGCCUUUGGGGUCCAAACAACGGGGCUGUCCUUUCCCAGUCAUGUCUGAUGGAUUAAAAUGGGGGUUGUGCUCACCAACUCCCCAGAAACUUCCAGCACUGCCACCACUCGGUGUUCACCCCAGCACCAGUCUCUCCACCAGCACCAAAAGGCUAUUGUCCAUCCAUUGCAGGUGGCCUGCAUACUGCUCGGUCCCAGUGAUGCUCUCGCAGCAGGUGCCCUCAGCCCAGAGCUGAGACUUGCCCAGCAUGGCUUUCCUGGGGCAGGACAUGCUGGCACCUUGUCUGUCCCCUCCCCAGCCUUAGCAAAUCAAGGUUAUGGGGAGACCAGAGCCUGGAAAAGACCGGAGGGAGACAGCAGGGCUCUCUGCAUCCUCUGUCUUUGAUGCUCAGUCAUUAUCCCUGCAGUUUGUACUCUGUAAAACUUGGUAUAUUUCUGUGCAAAAAAAAAAAGGUAUUUAUUAAAAAACCCUCACUGUA
Messenger RNA from Pipra filicauda (Wire-tailed manakin), 2805 nucleotides. RefSeq names its product proline rich and Gla domain 3 (gene PRRG3). Gene Ontology annotation, molecular function: calcium ion binding. NCBI's taxonomy places the organism in Eukaryota, Metazoa, Chordata, Aves, Passeriformes, Pipridae. The coding region runs from base 202 to 1083 and encodes 293 amino acids. The record is from RefSeq and is a predicted model, not a curated record. The transcript has 5 exons. Gene Ontology annotation, cellular component: extracellular region.